AUAGAGGUUUCUAAUAUAUUAUUUGAAGAUUUUUGGCAGGUUUUAAUGUAAGGAUAAAGACUAGUUGGAGCCAGUUGUAGUAUUUAAAAAUAUACUUAGGUACACUCAAUAUAAUAAAUAAUUGGCUAGAUCAGGUCAGUUAAAAAAAUCCACUGAUGAUAAUUGCUUCAAUAUUAUAGUAUUUAAAUAAAACAUAAACCUUUUUUACGUAAAGUUAAAUGAAUAAAAACUUGUUGAUUAUUGACAAAAUGACGUCACAAUUGACAGUUUUCGAUUGACAAACGACAAAAAUUUAGAGAAAACGUCAAUCCAAUUAUAAAAAUUCUCUGAAAACAGCAAUAUGUGUUCACGUGAAGCAGCCUUCAAGGUCGUCAGACCUUUGAUGUCCCAAGACUGCAAAGAAGCUCGUAGACGUGCGAUCGGACUGUACAGGGCAUUUUAUAGAUAUAUUCCUUACAUCAUAAAAUUUUUCGAUGUUGCGAAGAAUGAACAAGACUGUCGAUGGAAGUUGAGAGAGUAUUUUUAUAAGAACGCGUGUGUCACUGAUGUACGGGUCAUCGAUUUACUGGUGAUAAAGGGCUACAUAGAACUCAAAGAAAUAACGAAUUCGUGGCAACAGAAGGGCCAUAUCAUCAGACAUUGGUGUCCAACUAUUGAACCAAAACGAACCGAUUUUAUCGGCAAGUUCAUUGCAGGCACGGAUUAACUUCAUUUGAUGAGAUUAAAUUAAAUUAUAUUGAAUAAAAUAUUGAAGAUCC
Messenger RNA from Spodoptera frugiperda (fall armyworm), 758 nucleotides. RefSeq names its product NADH dehydrogenase [ubiquinone] 1 alpha subcomplex subunit 6-like. The transcript is spliced from 3 exons. Bases 341 to 706 code for a protein of 121 amino acids. NCBI's taxonomy places the organism in Eukaryota, Metazoa, Arthropoda, Insecta, Lepidoptera, Noctuidae. Gene Ontology annotation, biological process: response to oxidative stress. The record is from RefSeq and is a predicted model, not a curated record.